GGAAUUGGUGAAGAUGGUGAGCAAAACCGAGGAAACCCAAGUGAACAGACUGGAGAACCAGGUGGACAAUGGAGGGGGAGGGGCUUGGGAGUACCUGUGUCUUGUGCGGAAGCUCAAGCUUCGACGAUCUGACAAGGUUUUGAAGCACGGAUUGUCCAUCUUGAACGACCCUACCAAGCGAUCUACCCUAGGCUCUGAAGAAUGGACUUUGUACGAGCAGGUUGCUAUUGCAGCUAUGGACUGCCAAUGCCUUGAUGUUGCGAAGGACUGCAUAAAGGUCUUGCAAAAAAAAUUUCCCGGGAGCAAAAGGGUUGGUAGGUUAGAAGCAAUGUUGCUUGAAGCAAAAGGAUCCUGGGCCGAGGCAGAAAUAGCAUAUUCAAGCCUUUUGGAGGAUAAUUCAAUGGAUCAAGUAAUUCAUAAGAGGAGGGCAGCUAUGGCAAAGGCACAAGGCAAUCUUUCAGGGGCCAUUGAAGGGCUAAAUAAAUAUCUUGAAAUAUUUAUGGCUGAUCUUGAUGUCUGGAGGGAACUUGCUGAAAUAUACGUCUCUCUUCAAAUGUACAAGCAAGCAGCUUUCUGCUACGAGGAGCUAAUCUUAUCUCAACCAACAAAUCCAGUGUAUCACCUAGCCUAUGCCGAUGUGCUUUACACACUUGGCGGUCUGGAAAACCUUCAAUCAGCUAAGAAAUAUUAUGCGUCUGUCACAGACUUGACUGGUGGCAAGAACACCAGAGCACUUUUCGGUAUUUGCUUGUGUACAUUUGCCAUCGGACAACUGACAAAAGGGCGUAACAAGGAGGAGAAAGAUAGUUCAAACUUGCAAUCUCUAGCAGCUACAGCCUUGGAAAAAGACUACAAGCAGACCGCUCCCAACAAGCUUUCUUUGCUCAGUUCAACCUUGAGAAGCUUAAAACUUUCAUCAUAACUAUUUCCCUAUUAUUGAAUGGUAGUUCUAAUUAUUGCCUCCCACUCCAAAUCAAAAGGGGUCAGGGCUAUUGUUUAGUAAAAUUUCCCAUUUUUGUUGAAUUUUGAACUAUUUUCUUACUUUUUCUUUCGUGUGUCGUUUUGAGUUCUUGUUCUAGUACGAGGAUGUGGCAUAUUUCAUUAUGAAUGUAUUUCAUUAUGCAUUCAUAAAGGUGUUUUAAUUUUCAUGUUGUUUGUGCUCA
Molecule: messenger RNA, 1163 nt
Organism: Camellia sinensis
Lineage: Eukaryota; Viridiplantae; Streptophyta; Magnoliopsida; Ericales; Theaceae
Molecular function (GO): protein binding
Source: RefSeq, a predicted model, not a curated record